AUGACCCUGAAUGUAGAUGGAAGAAAGUUUGUGGGAUUGUUGGACACUGGAGCUGAUAAGAGCAUAAUAGUCCAGAAAGACUGGCCAAAGAAUUGGCCCCUCCAGCAGUCUUUGCAGACUUUACAAGGACUGGGUUUUGCACAGUCCCCUAAUCUAAGUGCCAAAGUAUUAACAUGGAAGGAUGAUGAAGGUCAUAAGGGUCAAUUUCAACCCUAUGUGCUAGAGCUGCCCAUCUCACUGUGGGGGAGAGAUCUCUUACAAGCCUUGGGCUUUACUCUUUCAAAUGAUUAUUCAAUUCAGGCGCAGACGAUGAUGUGCAAUAUGGGCUGGGAUCCGUCAAAAGGCUUAGGAAGAAAUUCUCAGGGUAUUCGAGAACCUAUUCAAACUCGAAGUUAUUCCCCAACCACAGGGUUGGGUUUUUCAUGA
Molecule: messenger RNA, 426 nt
Organism: Arvicanthis niloticus (Nile rat)
Lineage: Eukaryota; Metazoa; Chordata; Mammalia; Rodentia; Muridae
Source: RefSeq, a predicted model, not a curated record